Messenger RNA from Zingiber officinale, 1537 nucleotides. RefSeq lists its product as uncharacterized. NCBI's taxonomy places the organism in Eukaryota, Viridiplantae, Streptophyta, Magnoliopsida, Zingiberales, Zingiberaceae. Bases 1019 to 1318 code for a protein of 99 amino acids. The transcript has 5 exons. The record is from RefSeq and is a predicted model, not a curated record.
GCGUAGAUUUUCGCUCAUAGACAUCGAUUUUUUUAGCCGAUAUCUAUGAGUGCCUUUUUUUCGUUAAUAGACAUCGAUUUUAACAUCGGUUUUUAAAACCCGGUAUCUAUGAUAGUUUCCUUGUUCUAUCUACGAAAUCGGAUAGUAAAAACCUGUUGUUAAAAGUAGUGUUAAUGAACCAAAAUAAAAUAAUUUAAUUUUCCCACCAAUACUUAGCCAAAAUUUACAACACUUUACUCUUCCCUCCAAAUCUAAACCUAUAUCACGCCGUCCACCGUAUACCGUCGCGACGUCACCACCACUUUCCUCCUCGCCGCUGGCCGUCCGACCAUCUCCCUCUUCCCCUUCCUGUUGCUCGAGUAUUUAUGUAAACAUAAGCACCAAAAUGUUUCACCGCUUCCCAUUUUUCUACCACUUGAGGCGACACCAAGAGGCGACGAAGGAGGAUGAGGAGGAGGAGGGAGGGAGCGAGCGAGAGAGCAAGGAAUCACCUACUUUUUGCUUCUUGAAUCCACCUCAUUGCUCUAAAAUUUUGCUUCCUCUGUUUUUAUUUUGCUUUCCGAGUAGAUCUGAUCGCCCCUGCCAACUGACAAUUGCCCUCCCUGCCUUCUCAAUUCGAUGCUUGAUGAGGCUCUCGGUCAAGAACCUCGUGUUCUUCUUCGCCGUGGUUUUCUUGAGGUUUCUCUCCUCCGGCGUGCUGACGCCAUCGGUGCUUGAUUCGUCGGUGGAGGGUGAACCAUGGCUAGUCAAUGCUGCAGCAGUUGUUUCUUGUUCUCCCUCCUCUUCUUAUCCACAUCAGUUUUCUCUUUCAGCUGCGCCUGUUAUCCAGGUCUGUGAUGCAGAGAACGAGAGUGGACUCCGCUCGUUGUCCAACGAUCUAGUACCCUUCCGGAAGGCUCUAACAAGUCUCGGAAAGAGAUCGAUCUUGAGUUUGGAUGAAAAUUCAAGAAAAAAAGUGAGCUACAAAGUCAAAGAAGCAAGAUAAACUUAUACCCUCACCGUCUUUCUUGAAAAGGAUAUGCAGUCCAGUGUUUUAUGUGAUGACGAUGAGAUAAACAGAACCAUCCUCUGGAAGAGAGGGCGGCUCAACAAAGAAGGGGAAUUUGUUGGUGAUGAGUUGAAGCAAACAGUGAAUAAGAUUAUAAAAAAAAAUGCAGAUGUGCUUGUUGUUUAUGGCCUGUCAUCAGCAAAUACAUCUUUAACACUCGCAAAAGCUAUGCUUCUGCAAGAUCAGACAACUGUCGUGGCAAUAGUGACAAUAGAUACGAAUUGGAUGAAUGCUUUGAAGGCUUUACUCUACUUCAUCUUGCAUGACUAACUUCAAAUAUGGGCAUGGUAGAGCUCCUACUGCAGUAUGGUGCAAAUGUUAAUUCCACUGAUGUGAGAAGGAUACCACUUCACCAUUGUAUUCUUAUAGGUAGACACUCAUUAGCCAAACUACUACUGAAAAGGUGAGUUGUCCUAUUCAUAUACUUUUGAGUGUAUGACAACAUCUUAUUUGAAAUAAGACUCAUGGUAAUUAUUUUUCAGAUAUUUA